AUGUCUACUGCAACCAAGAGUGGGAAGCCUGCCAACGGCAUUAACUUCAUCAAGCGUCCCGAUGUUACCGUGAGGGACAGAAAGCUGGACACUUUGAACGUUCAGUUGAAGAAAGUGGAUCAGGAAGUGGCGCUGUUGAGAAAGCAGAUCGACCAGCUUCAAUUGGAUGACAAGAGCUCGAAGGAGCGGAAGUCGCUGCAGGAUGCUAACAAGGAGAUCAUCAAGACCCAAGCUGACUUCAAGAACAGAAGAAACGCUAUUCACGACGACGUCAAGCAGCUAGAUGCCGCUAUCAAGAGAAGAGCCACCGAGAUCAAUGACAAACUGGGCAAGAAGCACAAGUACACCACGACAGGGGAGGCCAAAUCCAGAAUUGCCGAAAUCGAGGACUUGAUCGGCUCCGGUAACUUGUCCAUCGUGGAGGAAAAGAUGAUGGUCAAAGAAAUGCAGUCUUUGAACAAGUUACUCAAGGACUUGGCUGCGAUCGAGCCGAUCAAGAAGUUCAUCGAUGCGGACAAGGCCAAGAUCGCCCAGUUAAAGGAGGAGUUGUCCACUUUGAACCCGAGAGAAAUCUCAACCAAGUUUGAGGACAACCAAAAGAAGCUGAACAACUUGCAAAGUGCCUCGCAGUCUGUCUAUGACAAGAGACAAACCCUCUUCAACAAGAGAUCCGCUCUUUACAAGAAGCGUGACGAAAUUUACGUGCAAAUCAGACAGAUUAGAAGUGACUUCGACAAUGAGUUCAAGGCUUUCAGAAGCAAGAUGGAAAAGGAACGUCUAAGACGCGAACAAGACCAACUUCUGUCCAAGUUGGUGGAGGAGAAGGAAGCAGCCAUCGGGAAACUUGAGGAGAAGUUGAACCACGCCAAGGUGCCAGCAUUUACCUACGAAAUUAGUGCUAUUGAAAACGCCUUGGUUGUGCUGGACCCAAGCUACGAAAAGCCUAAAAAGAACGUUCUUAACGAGGUGACUGACUCUGAUAUGAACACAGCUGCUGCAAAUGAGAGAAAGGUCGACGCAGGUGACUUGGUCCUUGUUGAGAAGAAGAGGUCAUACAGACAGCCCCUUACAAGUCCAAGAAGACNCAAAAAAAGUACCAAGGAUCAGUCAUCCACCACAAACGGUAUCUUUGGUAAGAUUGACGGUAAAUUCUCCUUGGAACCUACUUUGAUCGCCACCCUUGCUGAACUGGAUGUCACUGUCCCAAUUGCUCACGAUGACGUUGCCAAAACCAUCGAGGAAUUGAAGAGUAAGCACGAGGAGCUUAUCUCCAAGCAGGAUGAACAAACAGAAAAGAACGUCAGCGUGGUUGAAGAGCAAUUGGAAAACUUGAAGAGCAAGUACGAAGAAAAGGAAGAGCAAAUUAAGAAGGAGUUGGAGGAAAAGAGGUUGAAGGAGCAACAAGCUGCUGUUGAAAACGGAGAUGAGGCUUAA
This is a messenger RNA of Huiozyma naganishii CBS 8797, 1434 nucleotides long. It is a transcript of the gene BFR1, whose product is annotated as Bfr1p. The transcript has a single exon. NCBI's taxonomy places the organism in Eukaryota, Fungi, Ascomycota, Saccharomycetes, Saccharomycetales, Saccharomycetaceae. Gene Ontology annotation, cellular component: endoplasmic reticulum; nuclear outer membrane-endoplasmic reticulum membrane network; ribonucleoprotein complex. The coding region runs from base 1 to 1434 and encodes 477 amino acids. The record is from RefSeq and is a predicted model, not a curated record. Gene Ontology annotation, molecular function: mRNA binding. Gene Ontology annotation, biological process: intracellular mRNA localization.